Molecule: messenger RNA, 2962 nt
Organism: Triplophysa rosa
Lineage: Eukaryota; Metazoa; Chordata; Actinopteri; Cypriniformes; Nemacheilidae
Gene: itgb6
Product: integrin, beta 6
Exons: 16
Coding region: 153-2492 (779 amino acids)
Biological process (GO): integrin-mediated signaling pathway; cell adhesion mediated by integrin; cell-matrix adhesion
Cellular component (GO): focal adhesion; integrin alphav-beta6 complex; cell surface
Molecular function (GO): integrin binding
Source: RefSeq, a predicted model, not a curated record
AUAUAAAGGCUGGGCAGGUAUAAGCGCACGCGCUGAGUCUGUCUGGCCAGGUGAGAUAGGACCUUCAGCUCUUACUAAAUGAUCGCAUCCCACGUUUGUUGUGAGAAUAUGAACUUUAUUUUAUCUCUUGUGAUCAGAAACCGUGAGGACUAAUGGGGAUUGUUUCACUCUGCCUUGUCCUGCACUUUUGGUUUUGCACUGUCGGAGGGACGUGUUCUCAAUUCAGCGCCUUCUCCUGUGACGAGUGUCUGCAGCUGGGGCCAGACUGCGCCUGGUGCACGCUACAGAAUUUCACAGACUUUUUCUCCAUCGAGGAGAGAUGCGACACGCCGGAGGGUCUUCUUCACAAAGGAUGCUCGGCAGAGAUUGUGGAGUUCCCCGUCCCGAACAUCAAAGUGCUAAAGAAUCAAAGUUUAGGAAAGAAUGCCGGCCACACCAAUGUUUCGUACAUCGCUCCACAGAAGAUGCAUCUCCAGCUUAGACAAGGAAGUCAGCUGAACUUUCAGAUUCAAGUGCAGGAACCAGAAGACCAUCCGGUGGAUAUUUAUUACCUGAUGGACCUGUCAGCUUCUAUGUAUGAUGAUCUGCAGAUGAUCAAAGACUUGGGCUCAGCUCUCUCGAAAGAGAUGGCUAGUCUUACAAGCAAAUUCAGACUGGGAUUCGGUUCCUUUGUGGAGAAACCAACGCUACCUUUCAUCAAGAUAACACCUGAGGAUCUGGCCAAUCCCUGCAGGAGUGUUGAUUUUGACUGUCUGCCCACAUUUGGGUACAGACAUCUCCUGUCAUUAACAAGCAGCACAGACAGGUUUAAUGAGAUCAUCUCGAAACAGCGAGUAUCAGCAAACAUUGAUAUUCCAGAAUGUGGUUUUGAUGCCAUCAUGCAGGCGGCGGUGUGUGGGGACAGGAUUGGCUGGCGAAAUGAUUCCAUGAAGCUGUUGGUGUUUGUGAGCGACGCGGACUCUCAUUUUGGGAUGGACAGCAGAAUGUCUGGAAUUGUUAUUCCUAAUGAUGGGAAGUGUCACUUGGACCGCAAGAAUGAGUAUUCCAUGACCGCCCACCUGGAGUAUCCAACAUUAGGGCAGCUCAUAGACAAACUGGUUGAAAACAAUAUCCUCCUCAUAUUCGCUGUGACUGACAAUCAGAGACAGAACUAUGAGAAUUAUGCGAGUUUGAUUCCUGGUGCCACUGUUGGGGUGUUGGCGACCGAUUCAAGGAACAUUCUGGAACUUAUCAUGACUGCAUAUAAGGAACUGAGAUCAGAGAUUGAUCUGGAGGUUCUGGGUAACACAGAAGGUCUGCAGAUUUCCUUCACGGCACUCUGUCAGGACGGGACCAUCCUACCGGGACAUAAAAACUGCUCUAAUGUCAAAGCUGGUGAUGUGGUGUCAUUUAAUGUGACAGUGGAGUUAAAGAGCUGUCUUGAUGGUCCCCGGCAGUUUUCACUACGACCGGUGGGCUUCCAAGAUGCACUGGAAAUAGAACUGGAGACCCAGUGUGUGUGUAACUGUCAUCAAACCCCUGAACUAAACAGCACCCACUGCAGCCAUGGCCGUGGAGCUUUGGACUGUGGAACCUGUGCGUGUGAUCCAGGCUUUGUUGGGCCAAAGUGUGAGUGCCCGGAAGGCCAGGAUCAAGUCAGUAACUGCAGAUCUCACGAAGGCACAGAGAUGUGCAGCGGCCAAGGCGAGUGUUUCUGCGGCCAGUGCAUGUGUCACCCAUCCGCUUUCGGGCACGUGUACGGGACGUACUGUGAAUGUGAUGACUUCUCCUGCCUCCGGUUCCGAGGAGAGCUUUGUGGAGGUCAUGGGGAGUGUGACUGUGGAGAAUGUGUGUGUCACAGCGGUUGGAUGGGAGAGUUCUGCAACUGUAGCACCAGCAACGACUCGUGUGUGUCCGUGGAUGGAUCCGUCUGCAGUGGACGUGGCAAGUGUGUGUGUGGAAAGUGCGAAUGCACCGUUCCAAGAGCGUCGGGAGAACGUUGCGAAAGAUGCCCGACCUGUGGAGAUAUCUGCGGUUUACACAGGUCUUGUGUGGAGUGUUACCUUAAAGUUAAGGAGUCGUCAGGAGAAUGUGCUUUGAAGUGUAACUCCCUUCAUGCCACAGUCAGCAAUUCCUCAGAUUUUGAGGACAGACGGGCGGCUUUGUGCACCUUACAAAGCGAGGACAACUGCCUGAUGUCUUUUAGUCUAUUGGACAGCGAUCACGGCAGCACCAUCUACAACCUCAAGCUCUAUGACUGUCCCGAGCCUCCAAACGCUCCAUUGAUCGCUUUGGGCGUGUGCAUGUCUGUUUUCAUCAUCGGCAUUGCGCUCCUGGUCAUUUGGAAGUUUCUUGUUUCCGUCCAUGACCGGAAAGAGGUCGCCAAGUUCGAGGCAGAAAAGGCAAAGGCAAAAUGGCAGUCGGGCACGAAUCCUCUUUUCAGGAGCUCCACAUCGACCUUCAAAAAUGUGACCUACAAAAGUGCAGGGCAGCAGAAAAGUGACAUUUCUUAGGCCUACUGAUAAACUGAAUAUUCUGCACCUGUUUCCCAAAACGAUCACUGUUUUAUUAUUAUUAUUAUUAUUUUUUAGUGUGUGUGUGUCAAUGUGUGUUAAUGUGUGCAUGGAAGUUGUCGAACAUGACGUUUAGCGUAUAGUACGUUUUUAUUCCUGCCAGUGAAUUUUGUUUUGAAAAAUGUAAAUAAUUCAAACUGUGUUUCGCUGCUAAACAGUUCUAAUAUUUUAAAACGUAAAGUGCUAAAAUUCAUGUUAAAUCUGGGCACACUGGAUCUUUUUAUAGCUUUGGUUGUGGUUGUACUGUAUUUUGUUUUUGUGUAGUUGGUAUUUUUGGCGUUUGUGAUGGUUAGUCGAGGCUGAGCCUUGAACUGUGUUAAUAAUUCGUGAUUAAUUAUGAUUUUUGCUGGAUCAAAUGUCUCAAAUCUGUCUGUACUACUUUCGUUUUGUAAUAUAUUUUGUUUUCACAC